Molecule: messenger RNA, 3414 nt
Organism: Pygocentrus nattereri (red-bellied piranha)
Lineage: Eukaryota; Metazoa; Chordata; Actinopteri; Characiformes; Serrasalmidae
Gene: dtx1
Product: deltex 1, E3 ubiquitin ligase
Exons: 10
Coding region: 815-2728 (637 amino acids)
Biological process (GO): Notch signaling pathway; protein ubiquitination
Cellular component (GO): nucleoplasm
Molecular function (GO): ubiquitin protein ligase activity; zinc ion binding
Source: RefSeq, a predicted model, not a curated record
CGGAUUUCGGGUGGGCGAAAACAUUACGCGCUAGUGAUGGCAGAGCCUGAAGCAACAGCCUCGCUGUACAGGCUCCCAGCCGACAGAGCGGGCAGAGGCUGCUGAAAACGACACGUCACGUAUACAAGACGCGCUGCCUUCUCUUCAUGAUUGGGUUCGUUUAGACGGUCGUCCAGCGGGUACAGUGCGCCCGUCCGUCUGAUGGAGGAGUCUGUACGCGCGAUUGGAGCCUGUCGUCAAGGGAACGGUGAUAUUUCUCCCUUCGACCUCACAGAUUCAGGAAAGGCUGCUGAAGCUCAACAAGCAGAGAAUUCCAUUAUCAUCUUUGAAGGCUUUCUGCUAUGCUUGAAGACCUACAACAGAGGGCCUAAGUGAGGCGACCUGUGGACUGACUGACAGUCAGUGAAGAGGCACUCUUCUGUAUGAUUUUGCUCUCCUAAUUGCUUUCAGAACUAUUUUGUGGAGAGGCCAAGUUACAAAGACGUCAUAUUGAUCAUGGCUGUUUCAUUUGGAAAGAACACAGACUCUUAUGUUUUACCGCAAAACAAGCUUGACUGUCCCCACAGACUCUCAAUGUGAAGAGGACGGAGCAGUGAGUCUCUGUCUAUCAAAGAGAGUUCCAAACAUUGACCUUCUGGACCCCUUGACCCCUGAUGGGAACAAUGUAGCUGUGUAUUCUUUUUUUUCUUUGUAAACAAAAGAUCUUCUCCCAAAGUGUCUUAUAGCUAGUUCACACGUGGGGGACUGCUUCCCAGGCACUUGUCUUUUCUCAGCUGUUACGGGAGGUCUGCUGCUCUUGUGUGGAGGUGAAGAAAUGGCUCGGCCUGGUUCAGGAGUGCUGGUGUCAGUCGGAGGGGGCCUGGGUUACCCCUCUCAGAGCAUGGCCCGUGUGGUUGUGUGGGAGUGGCUGAAUGAACAUGGGCGCUGGAGACCGUACGGUGCAGCCGUGUGCCACCACAUUGAGAACAUUCUUAAGGGCGAUGCACGUGGGACCGUCAUUCUGGGCCAAGUAGACCCCCAGCUCGCACCCUAUGUUAUAGACCUGCAGUCCAUGCACCAGUUCAGACAGGACACAGGCACGAUGCGCCCAGUACAGCGUAACUUCUAUGACCCAUCCUCAGCCCCUGGUAAAGGGGUGGUAUGGGAAUGGGAGAAUGACAACGGCUCCUGGACUCCCUAUGAUAUGGAGCUGUGUGUGAGCAUCCAGAAUGCCUAUGAGAAACAGCACCCAUGGUUGGACCUCAGCUCGCUGGGCUUCAGUUACCUGGUGGACUUUGACAGCAUGGCCCAGACAAACCGGCAGAGCCAGAGGAGGCGCCGCAUUCGUCGGAGGAUGGACCUGGCCUACCCCCUCAUUGCCGGCUCCAUCCCCAAGUCCCAAUCAUGGCCCGUGGGCACUAGCUCCGGCACGCCCUGCUCCUGCCAGCAGUGCCUGCUGGUGCACAGCACGCGCGCUGCCUCCAACGCCAUCCUGGCCUCACAGCAGAGGAGGAAACUGUACGGCAUGGCAGCUGCAGCAGGGGCAGGGGAUCAGAUGGCCCCUGCAGUCCGACAGAGCAACACGUUUGCCGGCACCACCCUUUGGUCAUCUACGGCAGCAGUGGCUGGGGGUCACCAUAAUAACAUAGCGGUGGGCGGGGGAAGAGGUGGGAAAGUGGAGAUGAGUACACUGAACUUCCCAUGUGCCCCAGCACUCAUAACGCUUCCGGCAACUCACACAUUGACGAUUAAUGGGCAGAACAAUCUGAACCGCCCAGGAACGCAGCGCAUCGUGGUGUCAACCAGUCGUGGAAGUAUUCCACCAGGGGUACCCGCACUACCUGUGAAAAACCUCUCUGGCUCGGGACCUGUUCAUCCAGCUUUAGCAGGGAUGACGGGUAUUCUGAUGUGCGCUGCUGGGCUGCCUGUGUGUUUGACUCGUGCCCCCAAGCCCAUUCUGCACCCUCCGCCAGUCAACAAGAGCGACCUAAAGCCAGUACCUGGAGUCAAUGGCAUCCGCCGCAAGACCAAGAAAAAACACCUCCGCAAGGGCAAAAGCCCAGAGGAUGUGGUGCGCAGAUACACAGAGAAAAUCAAAGUGGCUCCAGAUGAGGACUGUACAAUAUGCAUGGAAAGACUGGUGACAUCAUCAGGCUACGAGGGUGUCCUGAGUCACAACAGCAUUAAGCCAGAUCUGGUUGGCAAGCUAGGCAAGUGUGGCCACGUGUAUCAUCUUCUCUGCCUGGUAGCCAUGUACAGCAAUGGCAACAAGGAUGGCAGCUUACAAUGCCCUACAUGCAAAGCUAUCUAUGGAGAGAAGACAGGUACACAGCCCCCUGGGAAGAUGGAGUACCAUGUUAUUCCCCACAGUUUGCCUGGCUCCCCUGAAUCAAAGACCAUACGCAUAGUCUAUGACAUUCCUGCUGGCAUACAGACCACAGAGCAUCCUAACCCUGGAAAGAAGUUCACCGCACGGGGUUUCCCACGGCACUGCUACCUGCCUGACACAGAGAAAGGCAGGAAGGUUCUGAAGUUGUUGAUCAUGGCUUGGGACAGGCGUCUAAUCUUCACCAUUGGGACGUCCAGCACUACAGGCGAGUCGGACACAGUAGUUUGGAAUGAGGUUCACCACAAGACCGAGUUCGGCUCCAACCUUACUGGCCACGGCUAUCCUGACCCCAACUAUCUGGAUAACGUUCUUGUUGAACUGUCAGCGCAGGGCGUGGGAGAGGACAACCUAAAGGACUGAAGAGAAGACUAUUGUGAGCUGCAGUGUAUCACACACAUGCGCACACAACUCAUACAAACCUUCAAACAUUGGAGGAGCUUCUGCCCUUUAGAGUGACCCCUAACCUGAGGUCAAAAGGGACAGAUGCCUAAAACUGGCAUUUGAAAUACACGUAGACAGAUGAGUCUGUGUGACGUGUUUGGAUACAGGUAAUGCAGUGAUGUGUGAUGAUAACAAAUAUAUCUGAUUCUCUUUCUGAUUGACCACCAGUCAUUAUUACCAUCUGACACAGAGGAAUUGUUUUUUAUCUUUAUAACUUGAACCAAAAAUACUGCAGGAGGCGCUCUUCGUAAGGCCGAGUGAACAACAGACCAUUGCAUGGGUACACACUCACAGGAUAUUGCAGAGGGUUUCAGACAAAUCAAUGAGUCGAUAGGUGAUUUUUUUUUUGAGCCAGGCCUUUGAGGAUAGAUGUGCGUGCGUACGAGGGUUAAAUAGCUUACUAACAGAACUGAGCACCACUGUAUUUUUCAUGCUUGGAUGAUUUGUUGCAGAGACAUUUGAAGCAAAGCUUAUGUCCUGUUGAUUGAUGCUCUCUGAUUGUCCAAUAUAGGACCUGUUUAUGUAUCAGGCACCAAGUUUAAUAGUGUUUGCAUUUGUGAAAUGUGUGCUUUUCCUGAUCUUUAGAUCAAGUUAGCUGGAAUCAG